Molecule: messenger RNA, 4191 nt
Organism: Microplitis mediator
Lineage: Eukaryota; Metazoa; Arthropoda; Insecta; Hymenoptera; Braconidae
Product: homeobox protein abdominal-A homolog
Exons: 3
Coding region: 1355-2593 (412 amino acids)
Biological process (GO): anterior/posterior pattern specification; negative regulation of transcription by RNA polymerase II
Cellular component (GO): nucleus
Molecular function (GO): RNA polymerase II cis-regulatory region sequence-specific DNA binding; DNA-binding transcription factor activity, RNA polymerase II-specific
Source: RefSeq, a predicted model, not a curated record
AAGACUCUAAACGUAAACUUGUAUGUAUCAACUUCAAACGUCAAAUAGACCAUCGCAACUGUAGUUUUGAAGACAGUUAAAUUCAUCAUGGGCAGUAAUUCGAAAGACCUUGUCAUUCUUGGAAUAACGUGGUCGUGAUGAUAAUCCGAAGCUUAGAGCCUCAGAGCAGUAGAAAACGCAUGGCGUAACAAUGUGCCAAGAAUGAGUGUACUGCAGUAUAACGCGAGAGGAGACAAAGACAGAGAUAAUGAUAGCAGUAGUCAGUAGUGGUUAGCUAGCAGCGCCACACCAGUACCACACGGUGACAGCAGCAGUGAAAGCAGGAGCAACGGAGAUGCUGGUGGUGGCGGCAACUGAGAGCCAAGUGAACGUGUGACAGUAGAGAAGCAUCCAGCGAGAGUGAGACCGAGAGCGAAGGAUUGAAGCUCCGUGGAAGUGUGAGUGGGAGAGAGACAGAACAGCAGUAGAAACCCAUUCAUCUUGGCGCGCCUAGCCGGCUCGGGAUUGGUCCCCUGGUCGUAAGGUCAUGCACCGAUUGGUCCGUUCUGUUUACCAGCUGUGCUGCUCCAAGGAGAGGGGCUGCAAGAGACAAGCGGCGCCAUUAUUGUAAGGGGUUACAUUUAGCUGGCUGUAGUGUAGUACGCGGUGUUCUGGAUAGGGGGCUAUAGUACCUUCAUGCAUGGCCCAUAAAGGAUUCGUCGACUAUCCGAGAAGUACGCAAGAAACGGCAUCUAACACCUGACAAGCCGUGAUCUCCCAUUCUCCCGCGCCUUACAGCCCAAUUCCUGCGGGUUUUUAUCGACAGCUGUGGACGGAUCCUUUAACUGUUGUUGACGUUCUCGUGCAUUUAAAUAUUUAUCAUUAAUAACAACAUAACAAAUUAUUUGUUUUAUGUGACCGUAAUUGUGCCCAGUGUUUUGUUUAGUAAGAUAACGUCCAAGAAGAGGACGCAUUUGUAAAAGUGAUUUAGUAGAAGAACAGGGUGUGAUUAUUUCUAGUCUGUUUUUAGGCCUAAUAUUGAGUAACUUUCGUAAACGCGUUUGUUUGAAACUUGGGCUAAAAGCUGUUACUGUUUUAGCAUGAUGUGUUAUGUGCCCUGUUGCAUAAGUGCUAAUAAAAGUGAGGAUAAAGUACCGAUAAAGAGAGUUUGAGCGGGGAAGGGUGUGCGGCAUUACCAGGAGAAGGGGGAUCCCAGCAAACGCAUGAAAACAUAUCGCAGAUUGUAAAAAGGACACGUUUUGUGAAUUUUGAUCAAAAAGUGACACAAAAUAGGCAUAUUCAAUGAAAUUAGUAUGCUUUGAGUUGGAAUAAAAGGUUAUUGGCGUUUUGCAAGUUAGGAUGAUGGGUUCAGAUAAUGCCCAGGGCAGAUGUUGACUGCCCUGCAUCGGGUGCUGGAUUCGCUUGCGCAGCGAUGAGUUCUAAGUUCAUAAUCGAUAGUAUGCUACCUAAGUAUCACCAGCAAUUUCAUCAUCAACAGUUAUUUGCCACUUCUAAUUCGAAUUCCCUUCAGACUUGCUCAGGUGGUUCAUCUACCGCGAGCCUAGAGUCGAGCCUAUCGGCAGCAGCCGCAGCUGCUGUCAAUUACGCACAUCACAGUUCACCCUCACCAACAGGCUCUAGUCCACAGCAUUCAGGAAGUUCUGCCUCUACAUCCCCGGCGGCAAGAACUGCAUCUAGUAUGUACCCUUACGUAUCCGCAGCCGCGGUCCAUCAUCAUCAUCAGCAGCAACAAGCAGUUGCAGCAGCAGCUUUUGGUGCAACCUCCUCCAUGGUCCCUGGAUUUGGCUCAUCCGUAGCUUCUAGCGCCGCAUUGGCAGCAGCUGCUGCUGUUGAUGCUGCUAAUGGCGACAAAUCAUGUCGAUACACAGCCAGUCUCACAGGGAACGUUGCGCCUAGUUCUACAGAUCCUAUAGUCAAUUACAACCUAAGUCAUCAUCAUCAGAAUGGUGCGACUUCCAGUGGUCUCGUUUCAUCAUCACCUUCUUCAUCGGCAGUAUCCGCGGCUUCAGCUUCUAUGGCAGCAGCGGCCCAAUUCUACCAUCAAGCCGCCGCAGCGUCCGUGGUCGAUCCACUGACAUCCUGCCAGCAACCCACUCCUGGACAACCGGGAAUACCCGACAUUCCUAGAUAUCCUUGGAUGUCUAUCACAGAUUGGAUGAGUCCAUUCGACCGGGUCGUGUGUGCCGAAAAUUUCCUUCCAGGUCCAAACGGAUGUCCAAGACGUAGAGGUCGACAGACGUACACACGAUUUCAGACUCUCGAGUUGGAAAAAGAGUUUCACUUUAACCACUACCUUACGAGACGACGGCGAAUAGAAAUAGCCCAUGCCCUUUGUCUUACAGAACGACAGAUAAAAAUUUGGUUUCAGAACAGGCGGAUGAAGCUGAAAAAGGAGCUCAGAGCGGUGAAGGAAAUCAACGAGCAGGCAAGACGAGAGCGUGAAGAGCAAGACAUGAUGAAAAAACAACAGGCCGAAAAACAAGCGAAAAUGCAAGAGCAGCAAAACGCUCUGCAGCACCAGCAGCAUCAUGUGAGUGGGUUAGAUAAGACGCAGAAUGAUCUCCUCAAGGGUGUAAGCAAAGUACCGACAUAGGUAGUAGAGUAAAUGUGAGUCAAUAUUUGUUGUCAUUAAUCCCUAAGACAACGAAAGCUGUAAAUUAAAGACACGCGUCCAUGCGCUACCACUGGGAUUUAUACUUCCCACGAAAACGUACUUACCUGGUUCUCCAGGACGAGGGUAAGCCUCGAUCAGCCACUCGGCGACUGUUUGACUGAUUUGUAGAAUGUAUUUUUAAAAAAUAAAACAAAACUAAAACUAGAGACAACGAUCAAUAAAAUAAUAACUGACUUUGAAAGAAUUAAAUGGAGACAGAGAGAGUGGAAAUUACGAUACUUGUUUGUGAAACUCGACAUUUUUCGUGCCACUGUGUAAAAAUAACUGAAUCCGUCACGUUCCGCGGUAAGAAUUUAAAAUAAAAAAGCCCAUGGUUAAAAAAUAUGAACCCGCACUCAUUGGACGCUAGUAGUGUUUUCAGUGAUAGAUGUCACGUGAUCAAAUUACGUUUAAUGAUGAAUGUAACUAGUAUAUAUAUGUAUGAAUUUAUUGGUUACAUUGACUACCGACAAAGCAGUUCAAUGGUCGAUCUCUUUGCCGCAUAAAAUAUACGGAUCUGAGAGCCGGUCGUCAAACGACCGUUUAGUUGAUUUUUAGUGCGAGCCUGUAUCAUCGACUGCUGUUGGUUUAUUUUAUAUAUAUGUGUAUGUAUGUGUACAUAUGUGUAAAACUUUCAUGUGCAUAAAAUAAACGAUGCCAAGAAAGAAGCAGAUAAUACCAGCAUGAAUCUUUAGAAGGACAGUCGGUAUCGAUUACGCGCAAGUUCUCUGGGUACGAUAAAUGCCAGCUUCAAGGUGGGCUGGUUCUUUGAUAUCCGGUGAAUUGACGAUCAUAUCCUCGAGACUAUCACCUAUACUAUUUACACAUAAAUACUUACUGAUUACGUAGACACGUGACAUGGAGCCAGUGAACGACUUUCUGGAACUGAAAACUAGGAUACUAUUGAAAGUUAUCAUUGAAAAAUAAAUAUCGGAAAUCCCGGGUAAAAAUUUUUGGCCAAAAUGUCGAAAUUUUGCUAAAGUCAUACCGAAACCGUAGAAUUUUUUUCGAAAGAGGCCGAAAUUUGGCCGAAAACAACCGAAAUUUGAUUAUUCGUAAAAAUUAACCCGAAAAUUGGCCGAAAAGUCUAAAUUUUGCCGAAAUCGUAUCGAAACCAUAGAAUUUUCAUUCAAAGAGACCGAAAUCUCACUGAAAAUGUAGAAUUUUAGUGAAAAAGGUUGAAAAAUAGCCGAAAACAUCCGAAAUUUUAUUAUUCUUAAAAAGCAGCUCGAAAAUUGGCUGAUAAAUUUUUGUUGGCCAAUUUUCGACUUUUUUCAGAUCUAAAUAUCGGCCAUUUUUCGCCUUAGCCAGUUUUCGGACCUGUCUUCACUACCUGGGCCACUUUUCGGCGGAAAAUUUUGGCUUUAAAUUUUUUUACCCGGAAUCAAAAAAAUGCAUCGUCGAUAAUACUGAUAUUAAACGUCCUCUCAUUAUAUUUUUUAUUUUUUGAAAUUUUUUGUCUGUUGCAAUUAGAAAAUUUAUAUUGUUUAUUAUUUAUUUUUUUUUUUUUAAUGUUGACUAAAAAAAAUAAUUUUUUU